Molecule: messenger RNA, 2449 nt
Organism: Laetiporus sulphureus 93-53
Lineage: Eukaryota; Fungi; Basidiomycota; Agaricomycetes; Polyporales; Laetiporaceae
Exons: 11
Coding region: 86-2449 (787 amino acids)
Source: RefSeq, a predicted model, not a curated record
GAGCACGAACACUCCCAACCGCCAUCAAACAAGAGCUCUAGAGACGAACUCAACAGAACAUCGCGAGAACGCAGGACGUGACAAGAUGAGUGUCGAUAGCGAGUACGAAGUUGAAAGUGUUCAUCGUGCCAAAGUACAGAAGGAUGGGCGACGGAAAACAUGGCUGUACGACGUCAAGUGGAAAAACUACGACUUGAAGGACAACACGUGGGAGCCACCAGAGUCGUUCGCUGGAGGAUCAGAACAUUUCAUCGAACAUUUUUGGGGUCGUGUUGACCCUGGCGGAAGGGAUUGGAGAGAUCUGGGCAAGUUCAAAGUGGGCGAGGAAUUCUUUCCCCAGGGACCCCCGCGAGGGAAACGAAAGGCCAACAAACAGAAACCUCUGAUUUUGGAGGCUCCACGCCGCUCUGAGCGUUCUGCAAAAAACUCAGAAACGGAAGUCAAAUCGCUCGUUAGCGAGGAAGGCAACCAGGCGCGCAAGCGUCGAGCAGCAGAUGCACCAGCCGGAGAAAGGCCAGGUGGUGCCAAGCGUCAGCGACGUGACGAGUCGAAGGCCGCACCCGAUGAAACUGUGUCAACCAACUCUCACAAAGGCAGCCAUAAGCGUCGAGCCCCCGCCUUUUCAAAAUUGGAGCCUCAGCCUUUUGGUUCUAUUGCCGACUCAACGGACUCUGGAUGUAGUUCGGCUGAAGUGACAUCGGAAAAGCCCCGUCGUCAACCCGGGACACGACGAAAGCCUUCCCAGAGGGUGGUCAGGGACCCCUCACCUACAGCCGGUAAUAUAGCUAGAGAGGAAGCUGUGGCGGACGCGCCCAGCUCUCUUCCGGCCGGACCGUCUUUGCGAGAAGAGAAGUCCGAUGAGACUAUCCAUCAAGACGUGCCAAUGUUCGGCGACCCGGUUUUGUUGAACGUGCAGGAGAACUGUCCUUCCGCUGAAGAGAGCAUCCCUGCUCAGCGUGCGCGUGCAGCUAACCCCAAAGUGAAACGGUUCGAAGAUCCACUCAGGAGAGUAGCCGAGACUUCUGAGAGUGUAAGUCAAGUAAAGGCGAGAAUCAUGAGGCGCAGCGAAGCGAACGGAAUUACCGUCGAGCCGGUCGCUGGCCCUUCCAGCAGCCCUCGGAGAAAUAGGGCCCGUGAGGCUCGAGUGGCCCAACGGCAAUCUGAUAGUGCUCACUCUUCUCCUUCUCGAGCAUCCAAGACUGAAUCCGGGCGUCCCUCGCGACACGUCGUCACGGGCAGCAGCUCGCUCCUCACGUUCAAGAAUGGCUCCCUUACUACUGUCAAGGGCAAAUCGAAGCCGUCUCGUACAAUUGUUGACCUUGAUGAAGAAGCUGAAGAGCUCUCACUCGGUGACGGCUCUUUUCUGCAGAUCGUGGAAAGGACAGCACAUAUUGAAACGGCGGGCCGAGCGGACGAGUCGCCAAUAGUACCGACUGGCGCAGAACUGUUGGAAUUGGCGGGGAUGGACGCGGAGGCGACGGCUCUGCCGGACUUUGAGGAUGAUGCAGAUGCGAUUGGCGAGCCCGAUUCGGACGCACAGUCGGUCGGGGUCCCGUCUACCAGCGCGAGAUCAGUCAACCCCUUGGCGGAUGAUACGAUGUCCAUCGUCGAACCGUCUGUGGCAAAGGCUGACGUUGUUGUUGAGGACAUUGCACUUCAUCAUGAUGCAGCGGCUGCAAUGGGUACUGAAUCUCUCAGCAAGGAGCCAGAGUCGGCGGUGGAAGGCGCUGCUGUAGAGCGCAUGCUCACGGACGACGCGCUUGCGGUUCAGGAGGAGCCGGAGGCUGAUGCAAUGCAGGUGGAUGACGAGGAACAGGUGGCGGGCAAUGAUGCAGCUGAGGAGUCAAAGUCAGCGAAUGCAAAAUCUACUGAAGGUGUUUCGAGUGCAUUUUUCUCCGCAUGGAAAAUGACCAUUUUUGGUCCACUAGGCCUUGGAAGAGAACGCCCUGUUGUUCCCCAGAGUGGAGAGGAAGCCAACUCGGCGGAGGAGGCUCGCUCAGAGCUAUUUCUCAAUCUUGACUCCGACGUUUCCGUGCCACUGUUACUCAAGGAUAUCCACUCCGAGAAGUCUGACGCUUCGUUCAGCAAGCCCAUGGCACCCGGCAAAUUCUACAAAAGCGAGCACGCUCUUGCUCUGUUAGACGCUCUGCGUGCUGCAGACUUCUCUGCCAGGCUCGAAAUAGACCCAGCUGCAAGUGACGCGCAGAAAGAGCACUUUGAGCGGUUCUGCUCGCGCUUGCGUGCGGGCGAAUUGUUUGUUGAGAUGGCAGGCAAAGCGUUGCUUGCAAUGUGUUCGUCUAAUAACCAGCCCCUUGCUGAAAAUCUGCAGAUUCCCGCGGAUCUUCGUGAAAUUGGCACUGGCGUGCUGGUGGCAGAGGUUGCCAUUGCCAACUACUCCGCCUACGCUACUGCGGUCGAACACGCAGAUGGUGUUCGCUGGUGUGCUUGA